UUCACAAUUUGUGUUUGUUCGCAUAAUGGUGUUCUCUUUGUCAGAAGAAGACCUCUUACACGAGGAAACUGUACUGCGGAACCCUAAAACCCUAAAGCCAUGGUGGAGAUAUUUGAUUUCGAAAUCUGAGGCUCCUUUCAAGGAUCGAUUCGUGAUCUACGAGAGAGCCCUAAAAGCUCUUCCUGGUAGCUACAAGCUUUGGUACGCGUAUCUCCGUGAACGUCUCGAUUUCGUUAGCGAUUUGUGUGUUACUGAUCCACAGUACGAGAUCUUGAACAAUACAUUUGAAAGAGCUCUGGUUACGAUGCAUAACAUGCCUAGGAUAUGGCUCUUGUAUCUUCAAACCCUAAUUUCGCAGAGGUUGAUUACUAGGACUCGUAAAACUUUCGAUCGGGCUCUCUCUGCUCUUCCCGUUACACAACAUGGUAGAAUCUGGAAAUCUUAUCUUGAAUUUGUGACUCAGGAAGGUGUUCCUGUGGAAACUUCGAUUAGGGUUUAUAGAAGGUAUCUUAGCUAUGAUCCUAGUCACAUUGAGGAUUUUAUUGAGUUUCUGUUGAAGUCGGGUCGUUGGCAAGAGUCCGCAGAGUAUUUGGCCUCUGUGUUGAAUGGCCAGUUUCAAUUUCAGUCUAGUAAAGGCAAGAGCAUUUAUCGCCUGUGGAUGGAUCUGCUUGAGGUUGUUGUUAACCAUGCUAAUGAGGUUUCUGGUCUUGAUGUGGAGGCUAUUAUCAGAGGAGGCAUUGCAAAGUUUACGGAUGAAGUAGGGAUGCUCUGGACUUGCCUUGCAGAUUACUACAUUAGAAAAAAUAUGUUCGAGAAGGCCCGUGAUAUCUAUGAGGAGGGGAUGGUGAAGGUGGUCACAGUUAGGGACUUUAGUGUUAUUUUUGACGCUUAUUCAAGGUUUGAGGAAACUUGUGUUGCCAAAAGGUUGGAAGAAGUUGAAGAAGGUGGUGAAGAAUAUGAAUCCGAGGUAGAGGAGGAGGAAGAUGUCCGUGUCAAUACUUCUCUGUCCUUAGAAGAGAUGCAGAGGAAAAUCCUGCGUGGGUAUUGGUUGAAUGAUGGUAACGAUGUUGAUUUGCGAUUGGCUCGCUGGGAGGAACUGCUGAACAGGAGACCCGCACUUGCAAACAGUGUUCUCUUGAGGCAAAACCCACACAAUGUUGAACAAUGGCAUCGUAGAGUCAAGUUGUUUGAGGGAGACGCAGAGAAGCAGAUACUGACGUACACAGAAGCUGUGAGGACUGUGGAUCCCAUGAAAGCAGUUGGUAAGUCUCCUCACACGUUAUGGGUUGCUUUUGCCAAGUUGUAUGAAACCCACAACGAUUUAGUCAAUGCAAGAGUGGUUCUUGACAAGGCAGUCCAAGUAAACUACAAAACCGUGGAUCAUUUGGCCUGCGUGUGGUGUGAGUGGGCCGAGAUGGAGCUGAGACACAAGAAUUUCAAAGGAGCUUUAGAGCUAAUGAGGCGGGCUACGGCUGCACCCUCGGUAGAAGUCAGAAACAAAGUUGCUGAUGUUGGGAACGAACCAGAACCAGUCCAGUUGAAGUUGUACAAGUCCCCGAGGCUGUGGUCACUCUACGUUGAUCUGGAGGAAAGUGUAGGGACUCUAGAAUCCACGAGAUCAGCGUACGAGAGGAUACUAGAAUUAAGAAUAGCCACACCUCAGAUUAUAUUGAACUACGCUCAGCUUCUUGAGGAAAACAACUACUUUGAAGAAGCGUUCAAGGUGUAUGAAAGAGGUGUGAAGAUGUUUAAGUAUCCUCAUGUCAAAGACAUAUGGCUAACGUAUCUCACAAAGUUUGUCAAGAGAUAUGGGAAGACAAAGGUGGAGCGGGCGAGAGAGUUGUUCGAGAAUGCUGUUUCGAUGGUAAGUUCAUCUGAUGCUGCUAUACUGUACCUUGAGUAUGCAAAAUUUGAAGAAGAUUAUGGUCUGGCGAAGAGGGCCAUGGAUGUGUACAAACAAGCUACGAGAAGAGUUGCGGAUGAGAAGAAGUUAGAGAUGUAUGAGAUAUACAUAGCUCGUGCAGCUGAGAGGUUUGGUGCUCAAAAAACUAGGGAGAUAUUCCAGGAAGCCAUAGAAUCAUCUGGGCUUGCAGAGAAUGAUGUGAAGGUGAUGUGCAUCAGAUUUGCAGAGCUGGAGAGAAGGAUGGGAGAAGUCGAUCGAGCUCGUGCAGUCUACAAGUAUGCCUCACAGUUUGCAGACCCUCAAGUGUGGCAGAAAUGGCAUGACUUGGAAAUUGAACAUGGCAACGAAGAUACCUACAGAGAAAUGCUUCGCAUUAAGCGAACUGUUUCUUGCUGCGUUCUGUCUCCUCUAGCUCCGGUUAACAAAUCUCAGUCUCUGUCAGACACUCUUCUAUCCCAGUUCAUCCCUCCGGUUAAGAAAGCCAGGUCUCUAUCUGAUACUCUUUCUCUAAUCACCCCUCCACUUAAGAAAGCGCGGAUCAUGUAAGAGUAUUUCAAGUGGAGAUUGUUGUUUCACUUUCAAUUGAUUUGGUCGUUUUAAUAAGUUGGUUUCAAUUUGAAACUUUCAACAAUGGAAUCUCAGAUCUUCCCAUCAAAGAUGUAUACUCGUGUCAAGCUGCUUUUUGUAAGUUGUACUUUGAUUAGUGGUGGAUGAACUCCAUAUGCAGCUAGCUUUUCUGGGUUUUGUCUGAUCACACUUUUGUUUCGAGUGACUAUUGGACAAAAAGCAUUCUCAAAUCUUCUUAUCCAAGGUGUGUCCAUAUUACAAGAAAGGUAAUUUAAAGUA
Molecule: messenger RNA, 2749 nt
Organism: Arabidopsis arenosa
Lineage: Eukaryota; Viridiplantae; Streptophyta; Magnoliopsida; Brassicales; Brassicaceae
Source: the annotation of a GenBank genome assembly